Molecule: messenger RNA, 1416 nt
Organism: Nannizzia gypsea CBS 118893
Lineage: Eukaryota; Fungi; Ascomycota; Eurotiomycetes; Onygenales; Arthrodermataceae
Exons: 3
Coding region: 1-1416 (471 amino acids)
Biological process (GO): zinc ion transmembrane transport
Cellular component (GO): membrane
Molecular function (GO): zinc ion transmembrane transporter activity
Source: RefSeq, a predicted model, not a curated record
AUGGUGUCCGAAAAUGAUAUCCAGGGCUGGAUAAUGAGCUGUAUCAGCGGCAUCGCGUGUGCACUCGGAUCCGGCCUCAUCUGCGUGGACGUCAUUGCACAGUACUUCGGCAAGAAGGACUUUAGGAUAGCGGAGAGCGAUGUCUUCCUGUCAUCUUCGCUGAGCCUGAGCGGCGGCGUGGUACUUUUUACGGCCUUGUAUAGUAUGCUGCCUGCCUCGAAGAACUACCUGACCCGAGCCGGAUAUUCCCCACAGCUAGCGGCAUACACCCUCAUAGUGCUGUUCUUAUCUGGUAUCAUCGUUAUAAACAUCUUCUCCACCUUGCUCCAUCGAUGGAUGCCUUCUCACGUUGUCAGUUGCGGGCACUCGCAUUCACAACCUCACAAGGCCCAUGAUAUCGAGCAAAUAGCGGAUACAACGCAUAAUGCGCAACCUGAAACCACGGAGACUACCCCUCUCCUGCCGCAUAGCCACGGCGGUACUAGAUCUAGUGGCCAGUCUGAUCCUCAUCAACAUACCGGUGCAUCCCACCAGCAUGGAGUAGGAACACUGAACAAGUCGUCGGUCACGGCACAGCUUUCGGAGCAGCUAAACCGUAUAAUGGGCGGAUCUUCUAAACCCUCGUGUGCAAAUGGCAAAUGUUUUGGUGUUUCGCAAGCUUGUGGGCUCGAGUGCAGGAAGCUCAGGGUACAGGUCGAGCCUGGGGAAGUGACCGACGUUACCAUCCUUACCCAACCUGCAACCAAUGACAGAGAAGCCACUCAUCAUCCAACUGCUGGUACUGCUGAAGAAGCUGGCUCCGGCCAUCUUACCGAACAAGUGGUUCUCGGUACAUCGGCCAGCACUGCAACCACCGCUUAUGCCCCCUCGCCACCUUCUGAACAGCCUUCAGCGCAUCAUCAUCAUGUCCCACAGAAUGCAUUUUUAUCCAUCGGCCUCCAAACUUCCCUCGCCAUAGCUUUGCAUAAACUCCCAGAAGGAUUCAUCACCUAUGCUACCAACCACACAAACCCCGCCCUCGGCUGGUCCGUUUUCGUCGCAAUUUCCAUCCACAAUAUUACAGAGGGCUUUGCCAUGUCUCUGCCUCUGUACCUAGCACUCAGGUCACGACUUAAAGCCAUCAUCUGGUCCAGUCUGCUAGGUGGUAUAAGUCAACCUGCAGGAGCAGGGAUAGCUGCUCUAUGGAUUUGGGGUUCGUCCAAGUAUAAUAGGCCUAUAGGUGAGGGUCAUCCAGACGGGCCUUCCUCAGCUGUAUAUGGUUGUAUGUUUGCAAUCACAGCUGGUGUCAUGACGAAUGUAGGUCUGCAACUCCUUGCCGAAAGCAUGAUGCUCUCUCACAGGAGAGGGCUGUGUAUAGGCUUCGCCUUUGCAGGCAUGGGUAUCAUUGGUCUCAGUUUUGCAUUGACAGCUAAAUAA